AUGAAUAUUCUGGAAUGGGCGUUCGGCAAGCGAAUGACGCCAGCGGAGCGUCUGCGCAAGAAUCAGCGCAUGCUUGAUAAGGCGAUUCGAGAAUUGGAUCAGGUCCGAACCAAGUUGGAGAAGCAGGAGAAGCAGUUGAUUACCCAGAUCAAGCAAAGUGCUCAGAAGGGACAGAUGGGCGCCUGCAAGAUCCAGGCCAAGGAUUUGGUCCGGACAAGAAGGCAAGGAGUCACAAAGCCGAUGGGUAUACGGCGCACAAACCGGCUAACUACAUACCGCACCAACGAACAAAUGAUGACGGCCAUGAAGGGCGCAACCCAAGCUCUUGGCACCAUGAACCGAUCGAUGAACCUCCCCGCUCUUCAGCGCAUCGCAAUGGAGUUUGAGCGCGAGAACGACAUUAUGGACCAGAGACAAGAGAUGAUGGACGACGUUAUGGAUGAUGCUAUGGAUGUUGGUGCCGAGGAGGAAGGCGAGGAAGUUGUCGAGCAAGUCCUGGAAGAGAUUGGAGUUGACUUGACAUCAGCGCUGGGCGAAACACCGUCCGGGAUGCAAACUGCAGCCGUCCCCGAAGGCAGAAUUGCCCAAGCAGUUGGAGGUGGUGGAGGUGGAGGUGCGGAUCCCGGCGACGACGACCUUCAGGCCCGCCUGGACAGUCUUCGGCGGUAA
Molecule: messenger RNA, 669 nt
Organism: Colletotrichum lupini
Lineage: Eukaryota; Fungi; Ascomycota; Sordariomycetes; Glomerellales; Glomerellaceae
Exons: 4
Coding region: 1-669 (222 amino acids)
Biological process (GO): late endosome to vacuole transport; endosome transport via multivesicular body sorting pathway; protein transport
Cellular component (GO): ESCRT III complex; multivesicular body
Source: RefSeq, a predicted model, not a curated record